This is a messenger RNA of Adineta steineri, 1323 nucleotides long. Lineage: Eukaryota; Metazoa; Rotifera; Eurotatoria; Adinetida; Adinetidae. The record is from the annotation of a GenBank genome assembly.
AUGUAUCAAAGUCGUGUUGUUCUAUUUGUAAGUUUAUUCUUAAUUGGAAUUAGUUGUACAUGGGCAGCUAAUUGGGCAGUCCUUGUCGCUGGUUCUACUGGUUGGUAUAAUUAUCGACAUCAAGCUGAUGUUUGUCAUGCUUAUCAAAUUUUACAUAAAAAUGGUAUUCCUGAUUCAAAUAUAAUUGUUAUGAUGUAUGAUGAUUUAGCUAAAAAUAUCGAGAAUCCAACAAAAGGUGUUAUUAUUAAUCAUCCAGAUGGUGAGGAUGUUUAUAAGGGUGUACCUCAUGAUUAUACUCAUUUAGAAGUAACACCAAAAAAUUUUAUGCAUGUAUUACUUGGUGAAAAAGAAGCAUUGAAAGGUGUUGGUAGUAGUAAAGUUUUAGAAAGUGGUCCUGAUGAUAAUGUUUUUAUUUAUUUUACUGAUCAUGGUGCUGUUGGUUUGGUUGCUUUUCCUCAUGGUGUACUUCAUGCUAAACAAUUAAAUGAAACAAUUACUAAAAUGCAUACACAAAAGAAAUAUAAACAAAUGGUUAUUUAUAUUGAAGCGUGUGAAUCAGGUUCAAUGCUUGAAGAUCUUUUACCAAAUAAUAUAAAUGUUUAUGCAACAACAGCAUCGAAUGCUGAAGAAUCAUCCUAUGCUUGUUAUUAUGAUGAUAAACGACAAACAUAUUUAGGUGAUGUUUAUUCAGUUGUUUGGAUGGAAGAUUCCGAUGCUGAAAAAAUCGACCAAGAAAGUUUAUAUCAACAAUUUUUAGUUACACAAGCGAAAACAAAUACAAGUCAUGUUAUGCAAUAUGGUGAUCUUAAUUUAGGUAAAACUCAUAAUGUUAGUGAAUUUCAAGGUGCAAACAAACGAUUAUAUAAAUCGAAUCAUGAUAUCUUGAAAAAAUAUUAUAAUAAUUUACUUCGACGUGAUGCUGUUCCAACUUACGAUGUUCGUAUUUCAAUUGUUACUCGUCGUUUAGCUGCUGUAGAAGAUAAUUCACUUGAAAAACAAAAAUUAGAACGUGAACUUGUUCAAUUACAUAACGAUCGAACAACUAUUACAUCACAUAUUCAUCAAAUAGCUGCAAUUGCUUUAUCAAUCAAUCGUUCUGGUUAUUUAGAAAUUGUUACAGAAAAACGUAUGAAAUUAACACGUUAUGAUUGUUAUCAAUCUGUAACAGAACGUAUUCAAGAAAAAUGUUUUGAUCUACAAAAUGAAUUUGUUCUUCACAAACUUUAUAUUAUGGCUAAUUUAUGUGAAAUUGGUUUAUUUGAUUUCACCAUUCAUCAAGCUAUUGAUCAAGUAUGCAAUGAACGGCUUCAUUUUGAUUAUUAA